Daphnia carinata is the source of this 834-nucleotide messenger RNA. Its product is annotated as 60S ribosome subunit biogenesis protein NIP7 homolog. Gene Ontology annotation, biological process: ribosomal large subunit biogenesis; ribosome assembly. The transcript has 5 exons. The record is from RefSeq and is a predicted model, not a curated record. Lineage: Eukaryota; Metazoa; Arthropoda; Branchiopoda; Diplostraca; Daphniidae. Gene Ontology annotation, molecular function: RNA binding. Gene Ontology annotation, cellular component: nucleolus; nucleus; preribosome, large subunit precursor. The coding region runs from base 95 to 640 and encodes 181 amino acids.
CAUACUGUUUAGCCCUCGCCUAAACAUCCUCGCUUUAUUCGUCGUCUGACUUGAGCAGUUGACGUGACGCACGUGGACUAAAACUAAAUUCAACAUGAGACCAUUAACUGAAGAAGAAACCAAAAUCUUUUUUGAAAAGCUUACGAAAUAUAUCGGCGAAAAUGUAAGGUUGUUAAUCGACAGACCUGAUGGAGCUUACUGCUUUCGCCUCCACCGCGACAGAGUAUUUUACAUCUCUGAAAAACUUCUAAAGCAUGCUGUCUCCAUUGACCGUGACAACCUUAUCAGCAUUGGAACAUGCUUUGGCAAGUUUACCAAGACAAGGAAAUUCCGCCUUCACAUCACAGCAUUGGAUUACUUGGCCCCUUAUGCUCAGUAUAAAAUUUGGCUCAAACCAACAGCUGAGCAACAGUUUGUCUAUGGAAAUCACAUAAUGAAAUCUGGUCUUGGUAGAAUUUCUGAAAGUACUGCCAAAUAUCAAGGAGUUGUAGUUUACAAUAUGGCUGAUGUUCCCCUGGGUUUUGGUGUUGCUGCCAAAGCAACCUCAGAGUGCAGACAUGCUGAGCCAAUGGCGAUUGUCUGCUUCCAUCAAGCAGACGUAGGCGAAUACAUUCGAGCCGAAGACACUCUUGUGGGUUAAACUCUGUACACUAACAGGUCAGAAUCAUUACAUCAUGUGACAAGAGUUGGGGAUUGGCCUCCAAACAUUGCGCGGCAGUCUUUGCUAAAGCAGUUUCAUCUCUUCCGCAAAUGGCUAAUCUGUAGCCUAUGCUAGCGAAAUGCACCGCAGUUGCUGCACCAAUUCCGGAGCUUGCACCUAAAACAGAGAAAAAU